Phycodurus eques (leafy seadragon) is the source of this 1891-nucleotide messenger RNA. RefSeq names its product 15-hydroxyprostaglandin dehydrogenase (gene hpgd). The record is from RefSeq and is a predicted model, not a curated record. NCBI's taxonomy places the organism in Eukaryota, Metazoa, Chordata, Actinopteri, Syngnathiformes, Syngnathidae. Gene Ontology annotation, cellular component: cytoplasm. The transcript is spliced from 8 exons. Bases 284 to 1129 code for a protein of 281 amino acids. Gene Ontology annotation, molecular function: oxidoreductase activity, acting on the CH-OH group of donors, NAD or NADP as acceptor.
ACGAGCCUAUCUUACUCACUCUCACACACACAGAGAGACCAUUUGUUUGUCCUGAUAAGCAGAAGGAGAGAGGGAGCCAAUGAAGAGGGAGGAGGGAAAGAAGGAGGCAAAGUGCAACCCAACCAAAAGAGUAGAAACACACAGAAUAGUGAGCGAGCGCUCUGAGUGUCUUAAAAGAGAGAGAAGGCAUCAGAUAGGAGUGUGAGUCCUCAGGUAGGUGGACAACUAAAAAAAAAAAAAAAAUUCAAGGCCACCGGCAGAUUGAGAGCGAGUGUAUAGGACCAUGUCUCUAAAUGGGAGGGUGGCUCUGGUGACCGGGGGAGCUCAAGGCAUUGGGAGAGCCGUAGUCCAGUCCCUCUUACAGAGCUCAGCUAAGGUAGCUGUGGUCGACCUGAACCAGACCUGUGGUGAAGAGUGCAAGAAACAGCUGGACGCUGAAUUUGGAGAUGGCAGCAGCACCUUUAUUCAGUGUGAUGUGUCCGACGGAGACUCACUGAGAGAUGCCUUCCAGAGCACAGUAGACAAGUUUGGUCGUCUAGACAUUGUCAUCAACAAUGCUGGAAUCAACAAUGAAAAGAACUGGGAGAAGACCAUACAAGUGAACCUGGUCUGCUGCUUGAGCACAAGAAACAUUCCACACCCAGUCAUCAUGGUAACGCAAAGCUUGACUUCUGUAAUAAAUGGGACCUACUUGGCUCUGGAACAUAUGAGUAAGGAGCAUGGCAAGGAAGGAGGCACGAUAAUCAACGUAUCUUCUAUGGCAGCCUUCCUGCACUCUCCUCACCAGCCUGUUUACACAGCUACUAAACAUGGAGUCAUUGGUUUCACAAGAGUUAUGGCUGAUGCAUCUUCUCAGAGUGACUACGGCGUGCGUAUCAAUGUGCUGUGCCCUGCCUUUGUUGACACCCCACUGCUCCACUCAGUAGAACAGGAGGAAUACAUGGGAAAAUUUGUCAAAUUCAAGGAUGAUUUCAAGAGCAGCAUGAAAAAGUUUGGAGUUCUACAGCCAUCAUUGAUAGCAGAAGGCAUGAUGAGGUUGAUCACCGACACCAGUUUAAACGGUGCUGUGAUGAAGAUUACGUGCUCCAAAGGAAUUCACUUCCACACUUAUGAACCCAUGUCUGCUUGAUCAUCGCCGAAUGGACUGCCCCUUGCUGAAGAGCAUAGGCGUAUACAACUGUAACCGUGGAGGUCAUAUCAGAACAGAAUCCCCAAAUGUUUGGAUUCUGCUGCACAAAACUGGCCUGAACUUUACCUACAAUGUAAAUGCAGUAAAACCAAAAACAAGGUUUAUGCUAUGAUAAUAGAAUUGAUGCAAUAGCAGCUUUGGAACAAAACAAAACAUAUUAAUCAUGAAACCUUCAGCGACCCAAAACAGCAAUACAGUAGACUUUUUAGUGUUUUUGAACAUCAUAGUCAAUCAUGUAGCUUCUGUAAUUAAGCAGUGUUGUUAUUAAGACCUGUAACUAUUAUUAUUUAAUUGUUAAAUAAUAUUUGCACAAAUAUUUAAAAAAAAAAAAAAAAACCUGUGGGAUUGUUUGCAUUUGUUAUUUUACAAGGAUAGUUCCUUCCAAUUAUGAUGUCGAAUGAUGAUAAAUGAUUUUCUUUUCUUUUUUAUACCUUCUCAUCAUAUGUGUGUAUGUAAUGGGAAUUGCUGCCACAGAGUUGUGCUUAAGAGUCAACAGAUAAAAUGAAAAGUUGCUACAUUAAAGAUCUGGAUUAGCUGGAGUGACCAAAUUACAAAGUGAGGGCUAUGACAUCUUUGACAGCUCAUCAUAUCUGUGUUUAAUGUAAAGUAUGUACACCUGUAUAUAUUUAUAUGAUAAUGUUCCUGGAAUAUACAGCAAACUGGGGACUUCACUUUGUGAAAAAUAAAUAAUUGUUGAAACCU